CCUAAGCAAGAUUAUACGCUGACAAUAUUCUUUCCAUAUACGUAUUCAAGAUGAAUUAGAGACGUGUAUGUCCACUUGGACUCAUACAACAUUUGGCCGCUCAACCGUCAAAGCCAAACCAAUAUUUGGAUUGUAUUCAUAGUGAGCACGACAACAGUAAGGAUGUAUCCAUAGGGUUACAUCAUGCUGCAUCAUGUGAAGAUGCAUCCCCUAUCUGGCUAUAGUGGGACGUAGUAUGACUGCUGAAGAACAAUCUGAUAGCACUGGCUGGUUCAGUGCUUUCAAUCACAGCUGGAACUGUAUAAAAGUUUGUGUCUAAUACAUAUAGUGCUGACCAAUAUAAUUAUUGCCAUAACUCCUAAUUAUUUUGGUACCAUCCCUGCUGGACAGAAGAAAUUAAUAAUCUGAUGUGUCUUCCUUGAUUCUAUCAAAAGCUAAUCUUUCAUAUUUUCAAAACCAGUUUUGGUGUUUAUACAAAGUUUACACAUAUUUUUGACAUUGUCCAUUCAAUGUUGAUGUUAUCUCCUCAUCAAGAAACAAUAUUGUGUACACUUUAUUCAUAGCAACAAGAAUAGUAACCAGUCUGUCUAAAUGGAAAAUUUGAAGAAACAUCUUUUCCCCAGUAGCCGGCCUGCUGUGGGGUCCGAAACUAGAUCAGUCUUUCAUAUCGAUAAUAAUAGUAACGACCAUUUGAGCAAAGAAGUACAGGAAUGUUUUGAGAGUGUUGAAGAGUUUAAAAAUGCUGUCAAGAAUUUGGAUGGAGCUGGAACUCACCUGACAGAGUCACUGACGAAGGCGUUAAAGGAGACGCAACACAAGAGUAUUGCAGAGGAUUGUGGUGUUGCAUUCAGGGAGGUCUAUGCCUGUGAUCAGACUGCAUUUGUGUCUCAACAGUUACAGGACAUGAGCUCUGCUCUAUAUGACUUGAAAGCAAAGAUGGAGGAUACCACUGCGGAUGAUCUGUCUGCUGAAUAUGCUCAGACCUUGUGUAAAGUGUUGCUGGUAUUCUUGAAAACCCAGCAAACAUACCACAAGCUUUGCAGUGACAGGAUGAUGGAUUUGGUUCAGAAACUAAGCAUGUCAAAAGGAAUCCAAAAUCAAGGGGAGAUAACCAAACACUUUAUGGCUUUGCUGACCACUAAUAUGGACAAAUCACAGAACAAAAUCCAUCUCAAGAAUGGCAGCAGUCCAUCGCAAUCACCCAAAGGGAGUCCCAAGACAAAGAAAGCCAUGAAAGGUCCGGAUUCACCAAAACCUUUAGCCAAACAAACAUUUAAGUCUUCGUUACUUUCUCUGUUUGAUCGAAAACCUUCACCAGAAGAAGGUAAAAGUGCCUUUUAUGUAGAUGUUGCAGCAGGCUGCCCGACUAAGGAUGAGCUGGACUCGACUCAGACUGCAGGCAGCUCCGAGUCAGUACAAGGGAGGCCAGAUCAAGCAGGAGCAAAUACAGAACAAAUCUCUGCCUCGAAAGAAGUUCCACAAGCUAACCUUCUUGGCCUUGACCUUGAUGGACCUGCUCAAGGGCACAGGAAACUGGAAGCCUCAGCUCAAGGUCACCCAAGGCUUGACAAUACAAGUCUUGGCUUAUCAAAGUUAGCUCUCAUGGGUCAAGGUCAUGUUCCAAAUACCAUAGGUCAAGGUCAUCAUCCAAGUGCUACAGGUCAAGGCCAACCAUUAGUUGAACUGAUUGGGCUGCCUGAAUCAUGUGAUCCCAAGUUGGCUGCAGGCAGUCUUUUGAAACCCCAUCUGAUGGGCCUGGACCCUGGUCAUCAGUCUCAUUUGAAUCCAGUGGUUGAUCCACGAAACUUACACUUACAUGGGCUUCAGCCCCCACCAGGUGUGGGUCUAAUGCAGGUGAACUGUCAGUUGGCUUCGGAGGAGGAGCUGGAGAGUGUUAUCAACCUGCUGUCCGGCGUCAACUGCUCCAACUCACCUAUGCAAGCGAUCCCCGAGAACCAGGUUCAAGGUCAAGUUCAGCUGACAGUGCCCCAGAUAUAUCGCAUGCCAAGUCCUGCCUCCGACUCUAAUGUUGAAGAGAUGAAACAUCCCAAGUACCAGAUGCACCGACGCUCUGAAGGAUGUCUGGAUCUGUCUGGUGUCCGUGGAAACACCUGGCCUCACCAACAUAGAGCUAGUCUCCCUGCCGUUCAGUCAUUCCCCCAGCGGCAAAUGAUGGAUCCCUCUCGUGAUGCGACCAUGCACAUGCGUCAGUGCUCACAGGACAUGCACAUGCCGUAUCGUCCGAACCCAGGGUACAUAGCUGCCGGCCCUGGACCCGGGCCGAUUAUGUCCACGUCACAGUGGUCUUUCCCUGGCAGUGGAACAUGGCCGGCCAUGAACACCCAUGGAGGGUCCGACACGAUGAACAGCAGCUGGUCCGGUGUCCAGGACUCGAGUGACCUAAGUGAUGAUUCGUCCAGUGGGGAACAGUUCUAUGCUGUCGGCCGGGACCUGGUGCAGGCCAUCGACUCCAAAGAGGACAGCAGUGAUGACGAUUGUGACAGAAGGCGGGGCUCCCAAAAGUACCAUGGGGCUAUGGCACCGGACCCUCAUGAUGCAUCGUCCAUGCACACCUGGCCUCCCAAACAGCAAUGGAGCCACUCUAACCUGUAUCUCAGCUCUGGUGUGGAGCAUCUGGAGCCUCCGGACAACAGCCAGUUCCCGCACAGACCCGUCCAGAUGCAGUGGAGUGACCCCAUGUCAUCUCGCAGUAUGUGGCCGGCUGGACCCCCGCCUCUUGGUAUCCCUCCACAACGUACCUCUCAAAGUAUGCAGGGCUUUGGGACUCUCCAGUGACCUUGACCUUUGUAGGUGGCCUUGACAUUUCAUCACACUCACAUCUCCAUCAAGAGUUCCAGGACUGCAUAAUAAUUCAGUUUUGUGUGAAUGCUAAAAGCAUGGAAUUCAAAUGCUAAGUUAAAAAAUGAUUUAUUGUGGUGCUGUAUCUUAGCUCAUCAGCAGUGUGCAUACUAGGAAUCUGAAUCCAGGGCUCCAUUAAAGUUGUAGAAGACAGGCACUAAAGCAAACUGUUAUAACAAAAUUAAACCCCAUAUAUGUGUGUGUGUGUGUGCACCAAGUGCAUGUUAAACAUUUUUGGAAAGACUUCCGCCCGUAUCACCACUUUAAUUUCAUUUUGCAAGACUAACCCUAACCCUAUCCAGAUAAUUUAAUGUCUUUAUGCACAAUGUCAUUUUUAAACUUAUUUUGUGGCUUCUGGUCAAAUCAUAUAACCUGAAUAUAAAUAUAUCUUUUUCAUCAUCGUUAAAAUUCCCGGGAGAUACGGGCGGAAUCUUACCAAAAUUUCAAAUUUGUGUCUUGACAAACCCAUUAAUACUUGUCCACACAUUAUCAAUCUUUGAACACCCUCAAUACAUCAAGGCUGUAUUUACCAUACUACAUCACUGAUUCAUGUGUAAUUCCUCAUGCUUUCGUGGGCUUUAUGUCAUCAAACUGUGAGUACUUCAGGAACAGGUAAUUUACUCGAGCUUUAUCAAUCACAGGUUGACCACUAUUGUGAUAGUUUCUUUUCCCAACUGUAUGGGUGCAAUGUGUGAAGCCCAUUUCUGGUGUCUCCCACCUUGAUAUUGCUUCAACAUUGCUAAAAGCAGUGUAAAACUCAACUCACUCACUCACUAUUUCCAAUCUGGUAAUAAUCAUUACGCAUUUUAUAUGCCAUUGAUGAUAUUGCCACAUACCCUCUCAGUAUGUACCAACCGAAAAAGUUAUCAGCCUGAUAACAGAGGUUCUGUUUAGGCCUAAAAAAGAAUGUUGUGGUUUCGAUUACCCGACCGACCCUUGAAUCCUGGUGCUGACCCUAUUUUUUUUAAGCGCUAUGAAUAUGAUAAGC
Molecule: messenger RNA, 3847 nt
Organism: Haliotis rubra (blacklip abalone)
Lineage: Eukaryota; Metazoa; Mollusca; Gastropoda; Lepetellida; Haliotidae
Exons: 8
Coding region: 592-2796 (734 amino acids)
Source: RefSeq, a predicted model, not a curated record